This is a messenger RNA of Melanotaenia boesemani (Boeseman's rainbowfish), 3286 nucleotides long. RefSeq names its product gamma-aminobutyric acid type A receptor subunit gamma2 (gene gabrg2). The record is from RefSeq and is a predicted model, not a curated record. Gene Ontology annotation, cellular component: neuron projection; dendrite membrane; GABA-A receptor complex. Bases 330 to 1760 code for a protein of 476 amino acids. The transcript is spliced from 10 exons. Lineage: Eukaryota; Metazoa; Chordata; Actinopteri; Atheriniformes; Melanotaeniidae. Gene Ontology annotation, biological process: gamma-aminobutyric acid signaling pathway; regulation of postsynaptic membrane potential; monoatomic ion transmembrane transport. Gene Ontology annotation, molecular function: GABA-A receptor activity; transmitter-gated monoatomic ion channel activity involved in regulation of postsynaptic membrane potential; GABA-gated chloride ion channel activity.
AGUGUUAAUCUGCAUUCAAGCUGAGGCUCCAAUGGUUUUCUCAGCUGCUCGACAUUGGAGUAGCUUAUUACUUUGGGCUUCGCUCUUUCUGGCAGUUUUGUAGGCCUCUGUUAGGUUGUCGAAUCGGAAACAGACACGCAAAAAGACGAGUCUAUACGAAAUCAAGCUUUCGACUCGCGUCGAUUUAGUUUUGCCUGAUUGCACUCCAACGCACGUCCGUCUCGAGUCUAGAUUUGCAGAAACGCUUCUGCUAACGUGCGUAAUGUAUCGUAAAGAGGAAAGACAGUGAAUAGACGGACACGUCCAUCUGCAGGAAAGAGGAAACGAAGAUGGUGAUGACGGCUUCACCAAAAUCAGCCUUCAGAUGCUCGAUAGCAAUGGCGAAGCCUUCCCUCCCCCUGAAGCCGUUACUCUGGGUGUUUAUUGUCAUUAAUCUAUCUACAAGCUCCCUCCAGAAUGAUGACGAUGAUGAGGUGUCUAACAAGACAUGGGUGCUAACUCCCAAAGUGUACGAGAGUGACGUCACACACAUCCUCAACAGCCUACUAGAUGGAUAUGACAACAAACUCAGACCUGACAUCGGAGUGAAACCAACAGUUAUCCACACAGACAUGUUUGUCAACAGCAUUGGCCCAGUCAAUGCCAUCAAUAUGGAAUACACCAUCGACAUCUUUUUUGCUCAGACCUGGUACGACAGGAGGUUAAAGUUCAACAGCACAAUGAAGGUUCUUCGCCUCAACAGCAACAUGGUUGGAAAGAUCUGGAUCCCAGACACCUUCUUUCGCAAUUCAAAGAAGGCCGAUGCCCACUGGAUCACCACGCCCAAUCGCAUGCUUAGGAUCUGGAAUGAUGGAAGAAUACUUUACACGCUCAGGUUGACCAUAGAUGCUGAGUGCCAGCUUAAACUGAACAACUUCCCAAUGGAUGAGCACUCCUGUCCCCUGGAGUUUUCAAGCUAUGGCUACCCCAGGGAGGAGAUUGUGUACAAGUGGAAAAGGAGCUCGGUGGAAGUUGGAGACAUUCGCUCAUGGAGGCUCUACCAGUUUUCCUUUGUGGGCCUGAGGAACACCUCUGAGGUUGUCAGGACUGUCUCAGGUGACUAUGUGGUGCUGACCGUCUUCUUUGACCUGAGCAGGAGGAUGGGCUACUUCACUAUCCAGACUUACAUUCCAUGCACACUUAUUGUUGUUCUUUCAUGGGUCUCUUUCUGGAUCAACAAGGAUGCAGUACCUGCUAGGACUUCAUUAGGCAUCACAACUGUACUGACCAUGACCACACUGAGUACCAUUGCCAGAAAAUCUCUUCCAAAAGUGUCAUAUGUGACCGCCAUGGACCUGUUUGUGUCGGUUUGCUUCAUCUUCGUCUUUGCCGCACUUAUAGAAUAUGGCACGCUGCACUAUUUUGUCAGCAACAGGAAGCCGAGUGCCAAAAAGGACAAGAAAAAGAAGAAUCCGCUCCUCCGGCUCUUUUCCUCAAAGCAGACACCAACGGUGGACAUCCGUCCACGCUCAGCUACCGCCAUUCAGAUGAACAACGCUACGCAUAUGCAGGAGCGAGACGAGGAGUACGGCUAUGAGUGUCUGGAUGGAAAGGACUGCACCAGCUUCUUCUGCUGUUUCGAAGACUGCCGCUCCGGAGCCUGGCGGCACGGCAGGUUGCACAUCCGCGUCGCCAAGAUAGACUCAUACGCACGCAUCUUCUUCCCCACCGCAUUUGGUCUCUUCAACCUGGUGUACUGGGUCUCCUAUCUCUAUCUUUAGGCGCCGGUGUGUAUCCAGCCUUAUCCUACAGCCCAUUACAUUCAACAAAUGUUCUGCGCCAGCAAGUGACACUUUGAAGGAGGGGACCCACUGAAAUACCCAAACUUUAUUUUCAGUUAACUCUAUUUCUGUCAUUUAAAUCCCUUUAAAUUUUAGUUACCUUUUCAGACAACUUUAAAGAAUAUUGCAAAUGUUGUAGCAUUACAUUUAACUGGUGGGAGGAGGUUUAUUGUUGUGUUGUAAAAAAAAAAUAUGAUUGUGUGAGAGAUAAACAUAUUUCUUAAGUUAUGUUUUCAUAUUAUGUUCAAUUUUUAAGCAAGAGUGCCCCCUGUUGUAUGUCCCCAAUACUUCCAGAAAAAAAUAAACAUGUAAUCAUAUCAAGUCAUUUAAGUCAUAUGAAAUAAUUGAGACAACAUUUAGAUAUACAUUUCUACUGAAAUAAAGUUAUUUAAAUUCAAAAAUACUUUAUUUCAUUAAAACAGUGACAAAGAAAGUAGACGCAAUUUAACUAAUGAAAUAACAACAAAAUGGCAGAGAGAUUAAAAAUUAUUUAAACUAAAGAUAAAAAAGUAUGACCAUAUCUAUCAAAUCUUAUCCAUCCAAACUGCAUGAACCAGAUCUCUUUUAUUCAUUUUUACAUUUUCUUUUUCACUUCCUAAACUCAAAGUCUAAAGCACUUUAAAGGAGCAAUUUCAAACAUGAAUAUUUAUUUAUAUCUAGUUCUUUCAGUAUGCGUUAGAACAAUUACAUGUUGCAUUUUUCACGUGCGGUCAACGUAUGACGAUGCUGUUUAUGAGCAAUGCUCAGCUGUACAGACACUGUAUAUAUUUUAUUCUUACAUAGUGGUUUACAUUUAUUGCAUGUACCUUUCAGGCCAAAAAAAAAACCAAAAAAAAAAAAAACUAUUUUAUGGUCUUCUACUGUUGGCUAUGGAAACAAAAUCGUGACUAAAUAACAACAAGUAUUCAGGACUUAAUUAUACUUUUUCUAGGAAAACUGGAAAAUUAAGUGUUAAAAAUGGGCCCAAAAUAUUCUUUUUAUUUGGGAAGUCAUAUCUUUCCUGACAGGUGUAAGAAUCUGCCUGAUAGCUCAUGCCAGAUAUUUGGUUUGUUUUCCUUGCAAACAUUAGCUUUCAGCACAAACUGUACCGGCUCUUUAUGUUUUCCUCUGUUUGCAGUUAAAUAUGUACAUUUGCAUAAUAAUAAACUGACACUUUAUUUAGGUUAUGCAAGCUGCUACAAGAAAAACUGGACUGGAAAGGUGUUCAUAUGAUUUAUUAUUAUUAUUAUUAUUAUUAUAAUUAUUUUGCCCUUUAUAUCACCAGAGUGAUAGAUGCAGCUGCAUAACCAGCGGCUGAGUUUCACUUUCAAAUUGAGGAGCUGAAACUAAUUUACACGUCAGUGCAAAUGUUACUUCAGAAAGCUGAGAGGUAUUUAUGAAAUAUCUGCAGUCUCAGUUCAUGCCACAUGGCCUUGCUUUGAAAAGAAAUAUAAAUAUGUUUAAUAUCAAAUCAUUUAAGAGUUUUG